CAGACAAGCUUGAAAGCCUCCAUUGAGCCAGUCGGCAGGAAUUUGGGGUACUAAUGCCACUCGCAGGAGGCGGAAGAAAGCAGCUGACCACUCACUUUGCGAGUUCUGCCCACCUACUCUCGUGACUUCUCAACUUUGUUCUUCCUUUCUUCUCACUUGCUUUGCGUCGAACUGUGUGAGCUAACAACAAUCAACCGGCUUUGGUAAUCCAGCAUCAUGACUUGGGUCAACUUGUUUGGGUCGAAGUGGAGACUGGUGCUGAGCGCUCUCUUUAUUUGUGUCAUAAUCUCCGAGUUAGCUUGUUGUCAUAAAGAUGCUCAAGAGGAAAGGAGGAGUUCAGGGAAGAAGGUCAAGCCUGGAAAACCCAAACAGGCCAAAGCAGCAAAGAAAGGGCCUCUGGCUGUAAAAACUAAACCAAAGGUUAAAGCACCAACGCAGACUCAGAACUUACUUACGCAGGUGAUACAUAGAAGCAAGUUCAUCAAGGUGGAAGAAACAAUAAGCGUGCAUGCUGGACACACUCUGGAGUUAAGGUGCAGGGGAAAACCCGUGCAGUGGGGCCUCCCAUCGUACCUGGAAGAGGAGGAUGAAGGCAGGCUCAGGAUUGUUCAGCAUGAGCGCUACAGUGUUCUGACACUUGUCAAUAGCACAGGUGCAGACACAGGGGAGUAUACAUGCUUCCCCAUGUUCUGUGAGGACACAGAUUGCAGGAGGAGCCAUGACAACGCUGCUAAAGUCUUUGUUUUCUUCCCUGAUCCACAGGAGCUUUUUGUCCCAUCGUCUGAUUACUACGAGGUAAUCCAGCUGAGAACCAACUGGCCAACCCGCCUGCCAUGCCAGGUGACAUCACCCGCGGCCAAUGUGACGCUGCACCGCGAGUUCCCGCCAGUGGAGGUGACAGUGGAUGGAACGGAGAUCUCCUUCAACGUGAAGAAGGGUUUCACCAUCCAUCGACCGCGGCUCUCUCAUGCUGGUGCCUUGUACUGCGUGGCCAGUCUGGGGGGCCUGAGGCAGAGCUCUACCAAGUACAUGCUCAUCUAUGUCAACUACCCCAUGGCUCCCCCCGCUCCAGUCAUCCAGGCCAAUUCGACCUCUCUGUCUGCUGGUGACAAUCUACGUGUCAGCUGCACUGUGAUCGGAGAGAGGAAUGUUGCAGUAGAGCUCACAUGGGAGUACCCUGGACAGAAGAUAGGGAGGCCUAUGUACACGCUUGAGAGCAUCAAUCCAGUUGGUGGGGGAGCAGCCAGACAGCAGAUCCAGUCCAUUCUGUUGGUGGAUGAGGUGAGGGAUGUGGACCAAGGAGCAUACACUUGCACUGCUGAGAACCUGCAAGGAUCCAAAUCAGUGUCCACCACAGUCAAAGUGCUUCCCAAAACUAAACCUUUAAAACCAUGAAGCACUGCCACACAGCACGUUUCACUUUUGUAUCCAACAUAGUCUGAAGAGGACAUGUCAGCAGAAAAAUGGUGGCAAUACAUGGAGUAUGCAAAAUAUUGUGCAUCGCAUUUGCUCUAUUAAACUGAUAUUUAGACAUA
This is a messenger RNA of Syngnathus acus (greater pipefish), 1535 nucleotides long. Its product is annotated as platelet-derived growth factor receptor-like protein. The record is from RefSeq and is a predicted model, not a curated record. NCBI's taxonomy places the organism in Eukaryota, Metazoa, Chordata, Actinopteri, Syngnathiformes, Syngnathidae. Bases 217 to 1395 code for a protein of 392 amino acids. The transcript has 7 exons.